This is a messenger RNA of Acipenser ruthenus (sterlet), 2038 nucleotides long. Its product is annotated as WW domain-containing oxidoreductase-like. Lineage: Eukaryota; Metazoa; Chordata; Actinopteri; Acipenseriformes; Acipenseridae. The coding region runs from base 131 to 1375 and encodes 414 amino acids. The transcript has 9 exons. The record is from RefSeq and is a predicted model, not a curated record. Gene Ontology annotation, molecular function: protein binding.
AUAAAUCCCGGAAGUGCUGCUUCACCAGUAAGCAGUGCGCAGACCGUCCCAUGCACACUUUUGUGCCCAUUGAAUUGCUUUCAUGUUUCAGUUUUAUCGCACGGUUACAUAAAACCCACAGCAAGGCACCAUGGCAGCAUUACAAUACGCAGGUUUGGAUGAUACUGACAGUGAGGACGAGUUGCCAUCUGGCUGGGAAGAAAGAACCACAAAGGAUGGAUGGGUUUACUAUGCAAACCAUGAGGAGCUGAAGACCCAAUGGGAACAUCCUAAAACUGGAAAAAGGAGACGGGUGGCAGGAGAUUUACCAUAUGGAUGGGAACAGGAAACUGAUGACAGUGGCCAAGUGUUUUUUGUUAAUCACAUAAACAAGAGAACCACCUACCUUGACCCGAGACUGGCCUUCACUGUGGAGGACUGUCCGGAGAAGCCCAGCAGCAGACAGCGGUAUGAUGGGAACAGCUCCGCCAUGGAGAUCCUGCAGGGCCGAGACCUUACAGGAAAGGUCAUCAUUGUCACCGGAGCCAACUCUGGAAUUGGUUUUGAGGCAGCGAAGUCCUUUGCCCUUCAUGGAGCCCACGUUAUCCUGGCCUGUAGGAACAGAACUCGAGCAGGUGAAGCGACCCGCCUGAUCCUGGAGGAGUGGCACAAAGCCAAGGUGGAAGCCAUGACCCUUGACCUUGCUUCUCUUCGCAGUGUGCAGGAGUUUGCAGAGGCAUUCAAGUCCAAAAAUCUGCCUCUGCACAUGCUCAUCUGUAAUGCGGCUCUGCUGGCUCAGCCAUGGCACCUGACAGAAGACGGCCUGGAGUCCACCUUCCAGGUUUGCCACCUGGGCCAUUUCUACCUGGUCCAGCUGCUGCAGGAAGUGCUACGUCGCUCUGCUCCUGCCAGGGUUAUUGUCGUGUCCUCGGAAUCACACAGGUUUACCAAUAUUGUGGACUCCAGUGGUAAAGUGAACCUCAACCUUCUCUCUCCUCCAAAGAAGGAGUACUGGUCCAUGCUGGCUUACAAUCGUGCCAAACUGUGCAACAUCCUGUUCUCUAAUGAGCUGAACCGUCGUCUGUCCCCUCAUGGCGUCACCUCCAAUGCACUGCACCCUGGGAAUGUCAUGUACACCUCCAUUCAUCGCAGCUGGUGGCUCCUCAGCAUCGUGUUCUACUUGUCCCGGCCAUUCACAAAGUCCAUGCAACAAGGGGCAGCCACUACUGUCUACUGCACCAUUACCCCCGAACUGGAAGGCCUGGGAGGGAUGUAUUUCAACAACUGCUACCGCUGCCUGCCCUCGCAGGAAGCCCAGAACGAAGGAACGGCCGCGUCCCUGUGGGAGCUGAGUGAAAGGCUGAUCCAUGAGCGAGCUGGCAGGCAGUCCCUUUAACCUGGGGAGGGUUGAGGGAGUGAGGAAACAUGCUGGAGAGCAAGAAAAAUAUUCCAGAAAAUAUAAAUAAAAAUAAAAAAUAAAUAAAAUAAAAUAACCUAGCCCAAGUCUGUGCCGUGCUCUAGCUGCACAAGAAAACUGCCAACCCUGGAUCUCUUCCAGCCACAACAUCUAGAGGAUUUCCAUAUACCUCAGAUACAGAUUAAAUAGUGUUAAGUGAAACAACUGCAGUCACAACACAGUGAAAAUGUUAAGUGCUGAUGGGAAAUAGGGAAUACAGCAGGUUAAAAGGGACAGUAUCUAUCUCCCUCUCUCUCUCGCUGCGUCUCCGGAGCCUGCAGACUGGUAAUCUGGGCCUGGAAAGCUACAUGUGCCCCCAUUACUGUUAAACAAUGUUAUAGUUUGGAGGGGAGCAGGGUAUAUGAUAUAAAUAUAUCCUUAUACUGCAAACCUGUAAAGCAGCAGCAGAGUUCCUAAACGCAGUUCUACAUGCUUUGAUUAAUGCCAAACACUUGUAACGACUGUUACUUGAAGCAUUUAACCCUUAUAGAGCAAGCCUGACAACCACUAUCCUGUAUGCUUCAAACUAGAAAAAAACCCUUCUGCAAUACUAGGUACAUAUUGAGAUUAUCUAUAUUGUCCUUGGGUAACAUUCUAGGCACU